AUGUCCCUACAAGAUUCGCAACCUCCUGCAAAGAAGAUGAAAUUUGCACCUGAAUGCCAGCCCACCCCUGCCCCAGAACCCCCACCCAUGCCUACAAACACUGUGACACCUGACCCCCCCAAUAUUUCUGCAUCUCCACCCAGCAUCAAUGAUUUGGCAAUGGCCUCGUCUAGCGCCUCUGCACUUGACAUUGUACAGGAGGAGCAGCCAGAGAAUCAAGCUGAUCAUCCCUCUCGAACGCAUCGCCUACCCUUAUGGUUCAGGGACAAACUUCCUGUCCUGCCACCUGCCAUUCCAGCACCAGCUUCGACGACUGUUGUGCACCGGGUGAUUCUUCAUGUAUUCGAUUCCUUUCACACAUCUCUCAAUCAAUUUGGAAUUGAUGCUUUUGUCUCCGUUGAGCAGCUAUCCAAUAUCAUGUCCGAUUUCCCUUCCCUUGAUGAACAGGAUUCGGCUGAUCAUUCCAGGAGCCCAGAAGUUUUUUCGCAGUCACCCCCUUGGCCAUGGAGAAGUAUGAGUAUCUGGUGCUUGAUGUCUUGGAAGAUGACCAGUAAUAGUGGUCUUACAUCUGAAUCUCAGUUAACUUGUCUUGUUCGCGAAGUGCUGAAGGCAAAGGAUUUCAGUCUCGAUGAUGUACCCGAUGAUUUCAAUGCUCACACCAAAAUGAGGUGCUUUGACGCCUCUGAAGCAAGGAUGCCAAUGCUACCAGAAUCUAUUGUAGGUUUCAUCGGCAAGUAUGUCAAGACGAAGAGCAUCAGCGACAUCCUCACACAUUGCAAACGGGAAUUGUUCCAUGCGCUUUGGCGCAUGCUAUUAGAUGAUGAGUUCCUAGAUGCGUAUAGGAAUGGGAUUGUGAUCAAAUGCCACAAUGGCAUGUCUCAACGAGUCUUUCCGAGGAUUUUUACUUAUUCAGCAGAUUACCCAGAGAAAGUCCUUAUUGCUACUAUUCGCAACAAAGGACUUGGCCUCAAAGCUGACAUAUCAGCACGCAUCAAGAGUGUGCGCUUAUACCUCAGAGAUAAGGUCUUUGCAGCAUGUGAGGCUUUAUACAAACUUGGUGCUCCGGUCAAAGGUGCUGCAGCCAAGUGUCUUCUGAAGGCGUUCUUAUUGGUGCCAACCUUGAAUACCUUCAAUGAGCGACUUGGAAAUCUAGGCCUUGAUUUCUUUCCUAUGCUUGUGGUUGAUCUCCUUCAUGAAUUUGAGCUUGGAGUGUUCAAAUAUGUCUUCAAGCAUCUUAUGAGGCUUCUAUAUGCCAUCAAUCAUGAAUCAGUUGCUUUACUGAAUGAACGUUUUCACUCAAUUUUGUCAUUUGGAAAGGGUGCCAUUCGAUGUUUCCCUUCAAACAUAUCCAAUGUAAAACAAAGAGCUGCGCGACAUUUCGAGGAUGUCUUACAGUGUGCGAUCCCUGCAUUCAAGGGUCUAUUCCUGGGCUCACACGAUGAAGUUGUCCGUAUUCUCCUCCUUCGUCUGGCUGAAUGGCACGCUCUUGCAAAGCUUCAAAUUCACACAGACGACUCCCUUGAUCUACUCAGUCGAGCUACUAGAUGUCUAGGACAGCAGCUUCGAAAAUUUCGGGAUUCCACAUGCUCAGCGUUUCGGACUAUGGAACUCCCCUGGGAAAUUGCUGCCCAUCAGAAGAAGAGUUCCAAUUCAGCAGGUGCAGGAACAGGUCCAUCUGGAGCGCGUCCCAAGGCUUUCAAUAUUCAAACUUACAAGUUACACACGCUCGGUGACUAUGUAAGCUCUAUCAAAAUGUUUGGAACCACUGACUCAUACACUACCCAAAUAGGAGAGCUCACACAUAGGCUUUUGAAAAGGUUCUACCAGAGUACAAAUAAACAAGACCCUUUGAAACAGCAUGGUCCCUCCGCUGCAAGACUGCCUGGAGAGGUCAAUGACUGGGCUUCGUUUUAUGUUAACAUAGACAUGUUUUGCCAUUUCGCAGGCAUAGGUGUUGGUCAUCAAGUUCAAUAUGACUCAUUGAAUAUCAUCCAACCUAACCACACAGUAGGGGGUGGAAGUACUAGUGUUGGUCACAAAGACGUUUCGGAUGACGAGGACCCUGAAGCCCAUGCCAAUGUUGACUUCAGAGAAGAAAGCUGGCAAUGCGAUAGAGAUGUAGAUGAUGAUGUCAGUGAGGAUGAUGCAGACAAAGAUGAGGAUAUUUCCGACGAUUGCGACAGUGAUGUAGAUGGUUCAGACUUUGGCAGCAACUCUGAGGAUGAGGGGUCUGCAUUCAAAUUUUAA
This is a messenger RNA of Suillus bovinus, 2247 nucleotides long. RefSeq lists its product as uncharacterized. Bases 1 to 2247 code for a protein of 748 amino acids. The transcript has 11 exons. NCBI's taxonomy places the organism in Eukaryota, Fungi, Basidiomycota, Agaricomycetes, Boletales, Suillaceae. The record is from RefSeq and is a predicted model, not a curated record.